CUUCUGCCGUAAUUUGCAGCUUGUGCAAAUGAGGGAACGAAGGCACAUGACGUCAGCGCGUUGCCGUAAAGCGCCAGGAAGCGUGUGUAACCGGUUUAGAAAGAAUUGAAAACAUGGAUAUCCGGCCGAAUCAUACAGUUUAUAUUAACAACUUAAAUGAUAAAGUUAAGAAGGACGAACUGAAGAGAUCUCUAUAUGCGCUCUUCUCCCAGUUUGGUCAUGUGAUGGACAUUGUGGCUUUAAAGACCACGAAGAUGAGGGGACAAGCCUUUGUAAUAUUUAAGGAGCUCAGUUCAUCUACCAACGCCUUAAGACAACUACAAGGAUUUCCAUUUUUUGAGAAACCAAUGCGAAUUCAGUAUGCAAAGUCUGACUCUGAUUUAGUAUCCAAGAUGCGUGGAACAUUUGCAGAUAAAGAGAAAAAGAAGGAUAAGAAAAAGAAACCCCAAGACCAGGCUGCGAAUGCAUUAAAUAAAAAACCUCCACAGGUUCCGGGACAGGAAACGGAGAAUGCAGCGCCAGGAUCAGCACAGAGCCAGCAGGUGCCUGACAACCCACCAAAUUACAUCUUAUUCUUGAAUAAUUUACCUGAAGAAACCAAUGAGAUGAUGUUGUCUAUGUUGUUUAACCAAUUCCCUGGCUUCAAAGAGGUUCGCCUAGUUCCUGGAAGACAUGAUAUUGCCUUUGUAGAGUUUGAGAAUGAGAACCAGGCAGGCUCCGCACGGGACGCACUUCAAGGUUUUAAGAUUACGCCAUCACAUGCUAUGAAGAUCACAUAUGCUAAAAAGUGAACAGUUGCAAUUUCUGGACUUUAUUCAUGGCUUUUAGUUCUUCAAGAAUUCAUAUUUUCUGUUCAAACAUUGAACUUCUAUAGCUAUUGGUUUAUGUCAGAUUGGCAUUUUUGUACAAAUAAAUGUUUUUGUUUUGUUUUUUAA
Rana temporaria (common frog) is the source of this 935-nucleotide messenger RNA. RefSeq names its product small nuclear ribonucleoprotein polypeptide B2 (gene SNRPB2). NCBI's taxonomy places the organism in Eukaryota, Metazoa, Chordata, Amphibia, Anura, Ranidae. Bases 114 to 791 code for a protein of 225 amino acids. Gene Ontology annotation, cellular component: U1 snRNP. The record is from RefSeq and is a predicted model, not a curated record. Gene Ontology annotation, molecular function: U1 snRNA binding. The transcript is spliced from 7 exons. Gene Ontology annotation, biological process: mRNA splicing, via spliceosome.